Drosophila ficusphila is the source of this 953-nucleotide messenger RNA. Its product is annotated as zinc finger protein 234. NCBI's taxonomy places the organism in Eukaryota, Metazoa, Arthropoda, Insecta, Diptera, Drosophilidae. The record is from RefSeq and is a predicted model, not a curated record. The transcript has 3 exons. The coding region runs from base 109 to 912 and encodes 267 amino acids.
AACUCAUCUAAAUCAGCUGGAAGGCAAUAACAAAACCAGACAGCCGAAUCGCUAAAAUCAUAAGCGUUAAAGAAAUCACAAGAUAUUACAAACAGGACGCAUACAAAGAUGGGAAGGAUACGUAGAAAAACCGUGCCCAGAAAACCAAAAAUGAUUAACAUUAAAAGUGAAUCGAACCCUGAGAAAUCGACACAGGAAAUUGAAAAAUAUAUAAAGCAAGAAAGUGACCAAUCUUCAAGAUUAAUUAAAACUGAGAAUUCCUGUAUAGAAACAUAUCCGCAGACUGAGUUUUAUGAGGUGGGUGUGCUAGGUGCGGGAAACUCGAUUACAGAAGAGUAUCCCUUGGAGGAUGAAGAUAACGUCAAGUUGGAGCAUAAGGAUCAAGAAGGGGAGGAUGAGAUUAGCUAUUACUUGGCGGGUCCACCAAAAGUCUGUUCAAAAUGCUUCGAGGCUUUUCCUGUCGAUGAUUUUCCCACCCACAAUUGCAAAGACAUUAAUGCCGACAAAUACCCCUGCAAAAUAUGUCCUCGGAAGUUCCGUUACAAAUCCAUGCUGAUAAUACACCUUAAAAGCCACCUCAGACUACGAAAAGGAGAAAGAAUGCCGGAGUUGGAGGCAGCUAAACUGCAAAAGCCCAAGACCAAAAAUAUCUUCGAGAACAAGUACUCCCCCACUCCAAAGUGGAAGUUAUCCCGUCGAAGAGCUGGAUUGUUGCACAACAAAAUGCGUGUCCAAGAAGAACGACUGUGCCACUAUUGCCCCAUAGCAUUCUCCAAUGAAGCUCAUCUCGAAAAACACCUAAGGGAUCACCAUGCCGAGCUGAUAAAUAAAAUUGAGUUAAUCCUCCCUGAUCCGGAGUACAACGUCACAGAACAGGUCCAUGUCAAGUUAGAGAGUGAAGAAUCAGGAUAAGAAAUAAUUGUAAGAUGAAAAUGUAACAUCGCCCCACCGGC